AUGGGGACCCGGGACAUGCCGCUGCCUCGCCUCUACGAGCUCCUCCACGGCCAAGACCGUGACCGCUGGCCGCCGGAGGCCAGGUUCCUCGCGGUCGCGCACCACGGCGACGUCCGCAAAAUCAAGAAGAUCGCGAAGGAGCUGGACGUGCAGGGGCGCGGGAUCCCGGCGACGGUGGCCAGCACCACCUACAUGGGCAUGAACGCGCUCCACGCCGCCGGGGGCCGCGGCAGGCUGCCAGCCUACGAGUACCUCGUCGAGGAGGUCGGGAUGGACGUCGACAAGCCCGACACCGCACAGGCUUUCACACCCGCGGCGCAUGCCGUCACCAACGGCUGCCUUCCCGCCAUCAAGUACCUCGUCAACCACGGCGCUGAUGUGCGUCAGCAACGUUCAAAGGGGAACAUCACUCUUCUGCAUACAGCUGCACUUCUUGGGUACUCUGAAAUAGUAGAGUUUCUUCUCUCUAGAGGAGCUGAUGUUGAUGCAAUAUCCGAUCUUGGGACACCUCUCGCGGUUGCUGCUCUUAGAGGAUAUGCUAGUAUUGUCAAGAUCCUUUUGCAGAACAAUGCAGAUCCCAACAAGGCUUCUUGUCAGUUUGGACCUUUGACAUUGGCGUUACAAAAAUCUUCUGUGUCCUGUAUGAAGCUAUUAAUUCAGGGUGGAACUAAAGUGAGCUGUGAUAAUCCUUUUGAUAAUCCAUUGGUAAAGGCUGCUGAGAAGGGCUUAACUGAAGCUAUCAGGUGCUUGUUGGAAGCUGGUGCAAACCCAAAUGUUCAUGACACGUUUGGUAGAUUACCAAUAGAGUUGGCUGCUGAGUAUGGUACACGGGAAGAUGUUGAGAUUCUCUUUCCUUUCACCUCUCCCAUUUCAACUGUGGAAAAAUGGAGCGUCGAUGGAAUCAUUAGUCAUGUGAAGAUGGAAAUCAAGCAACUUGAGGAUGGUAAUUUUGUGAAAAAGAGGAUGUCUGACCUGAAACGACAAGCGGAUGAAGCAUUCAAGAAGCAGGAUUAUCCAAAUGCAUCAUUGCUCUAUACACAGGCACUGAAGAUGGAUAACUUUGACGCGAAGCUGUUAUCAAACAGGAGCCUGUGCUGGCUUCGCAUGGGUGAUGGACAGAGGGCUUUUGAUGACGCGGCUAAAUGCAAAAGGCUGCGCCCGAAGUGGGCAAAGGCUCACUAUCGUCAAGGAGCUGCUCUGAUGUUCACGAAGGAGUAUGAUGGAGCUUAUAGCGCACUCUCACGUGCCUUAGAGUUGGACCCUGAAAGCGAGGAGAUUGAGAAAUUGUUCUGGGAGGCGAUGGAACUGAGGUGAUUACGCCCUCUGCAUGCUAACAGCU
This is a messenger RNA of Lolium rigidum, 1339 nucleotides long. Its product is annotated as ankyrin-1-like. The record is from RefSeq and is a predicted model, not a curated record. The transcript is spliced from 12 exons. Gene Ontology annotation, molecular function: protein binding. Bases 1 to 1314 code for a protein of 437 amino acids. Lineage: Eukaryota; Viridiplantae; Streptophyta; Magnoliopsida; Poales; Poaceae.